AUGCUGCAUGAGAUUCUGCUCUCCCUGGCUGGCUUGUCCUCUCCUAUAUGGGAUGACUUGAAAGCAGAGGACGAUGACUCUUUGAGGAAACACACCUCGCCAGCGGAGCGAGAAAUGUUGCAAACAUUGGCAGAGCUUGCUGACUUGCACAGUAGACUAAGGGAAGCAACAUCCACCCUGUCCAGUUCCCAUCCCUCUCCUACCUGUCGAGCUGUCACCAAUCGCAUAGCUACAUGCCACUUGCGAAGGUUUGUUAAAAAGGUCGUGGAUGUUGAAACCUUGAUUCUCCAGGAAGACGCCCAAUAUGUUGGCGCAUACAAGAUCGUUCCGUUGAGCACAAUUGUGACUGAAUUCCAGCCAUGGGCCAGACCACUCCGUUGGCUCUCAAAAUUGAUGCAGCUUUUACAGUCGCCUACCUCCCUACCUUGUUCCGCAGCCAAAUUGUUUGCUUUUCUGCACAAGGAAGGCCAAACUGGCUACACGGACAUCAAGGAUUUGUCGGGGGACCUUCUAAUAACCGCUCAGCAGGCAUGGGUGCAGAGUCUUACCCCCUGGCUGCUCUAUGGACAGUUGCCAAACUUUGGUGCAGCUGAUUUUAUGAUCCAUUCAGUGCAGGCCAACAACGAUAUAGAGUAUAUCUUACAACCCAGUUUAAUUCCAUACUUCAUUACUACAGGUGUUGCAGAUGCCAUUCUAGCAGUUGGCAAGACUCUUAAUCAGAUCAAGUCUCGGCUUUGGUCUGGCCCUCAGCACAACCGCACCUCUAGCAACAUGUGUACUAUCUUGAUGCCAGCAUCACUGAACCAGAUCAAGGCGCUUUCCUAUCCUUUACAGCCUAACGCUAUCACGCAUGCCAUCGAAUCUAUCAACGACGCCAUCUCGCAGGCUGCUUUGUCCCAUUUGCUGCCUAUGAACAUGAUCCUCGAUUUUCUAACCAUUGCUCACGAUUAUGUACUACUUCGAAAAGGUGAAUUCUCUGCAUCUCUGAUCAAGCAGGCAGAAGAAUGUCUGGUCGCUAGCCAAGCAACAACAGCCACGUCGAAAGCAGCACGAAAGCCAAGCGGGCUCGAAUUCUUGACGUUCAACGAGGCUGACGUGUCAAAUGCCCUCAGCAAGACCUGGUCGGAACUAUCUACCUUUCUUUCGGACCAUGAAUUUGACGAUCCUUUACGCGAGAAAGCCUCUUCCUGGCUACGUCUGAAGAUGAGUUCGUCCUCACUGCCUAUCAGCACCUUGCUACCCAGACCAGCGAGUCUAGUCCUAGAACUACCCAACGAUUCCCCGUUGCACAUCUUUGUCUCGUCUUCAGAUCUGCAGCGGUACUCGACGCUGAAUGCGUACCUGGUGUCUCUGCGCCGUGCUGAAGCACAACUUGCCAAGCUAUGGGCAAUACCAGCAUAUCGCAGGUAUCGGACAAUACCCACUGCCUCAUUGAGCACUACGAGAAAGAGCCAGCAGCAGGUGCAAAGACGAAGUGCACGUGAGGAUACAAGGAACCGAAGUAUGCGUACUCACUGGGCAUGCGCCAGUCAAGUUCUGUUCCUUCUAUCAGAAACCUCCUCUUACUUCCAUGGCGAGGUCUUAGACAAGAAUUGGAACCAGCUGCAGUCUUGGCUAUGGUCAACCCCAACUACUCGCCCAACCUCAUCACAACCGUCCUCAAGGCCAACGACGGCCUCUUCCAAACUUUGUGCUAUGCGUGAAUCAACUGAGUCGGUGAACUCACGCCGCAGAGAUGACCCAAGAAUUAUUGCUAUCGCUCAUCGAAGAUACCUCGAGGCACUAUAUCAUUCCCUUCUUCUGAGCAACGAGGCCUACAUCAACGCCCUUCGCAGCUUGCUCAAUACCAUCGACCAUUUCGUCGCUUUGUUCCGGCGCUUACAAGCUGUCAGGCAAAGCCUUGAUCUUCAGCUGGAUGAGGAAAUACCGAAUGCUUUGCCACAAUAUGCAAAGGAAGAGCAAGAUCUAAUGGCAGAACUGUCCAGGACUAACAGCACGUUGGCUAGCCGGGUGCACGAGCUGGUAACACAGAUGAGAGAGGCGGACAAGCAGUACGAAUCAAGAGAUCUGAGCUCAGGUAUUGCGGGCAUAGCAUUAACUUCUGGAACAGACGAUAUGUUUGAGCCUGUGAAAACACGCACGCUGGAUCGCUUGCUGAUGAAACUCGACUCCCUGGCAACUGACACCGAGGACGAGGUGUUCGAAGAUGCACUAAUUAAUGCGGAAGACGAUUGA
This is a messenger RNA of Lithohypha guttulata, 2235 nucleotides long. RefSeq lists its product as uncharacterized. Gene Ontology annotation, cellular component: gamma-tubulin complex; equatorial microtubule organizing center; centrosome. The record is from RefSeq and is a predicted model, not a curated record. Gene Ontology annotation, molecular function: gamma-tubulin binding; microtubule minus-end binding. The coding region runs from base 1 to 2235 and encodes 744 amino acids. The transcript has a single exon. Gene Ontology annotation, biological process: spindle assembly; mitotic cell cycle; meiotic cell cycle. NCBI's taxonomy places the organism in Eukaryota, Fungi, Ascomycota, Eurotiomycetes, Chaetothyriales, Trichomeriaceae.